CGUUUCUCAGUCUACACAAGGCUGGAGAGAAACAGAAGGAGAGCAGCAGUCACUUUCCUCUCAUAGACUUCAUCUCUCUGCAGUUUCAGCAGAUACUGGAGCUAAUGGAGCUAAUGGAGCUCCCGUGGGAACACCACCACAACGCUAACAGUGCUAGGAGAGUAAACUAGCGAGGCGGUUAGCAGCAGCUUAGCUUCACCCUCUGAUACGAAAGCGUCGUGCUGCCUUUAUAAGGAGGCGUCCAUUAACCAUGAUGAAGAAAAAGAAAUUCAAGUUUAAAGUGGACUUUGAGCUGGACGAGCUGUCUUCGGUGCCCUUCGUUAACGGGGUUCUGUUCUGUAAGAUCCGCCUGCUGGACGGCGGCUUUUCGGAGGAAUCGUCACGAGAAAUGGUCCAGGCAAACUGUGUGCGCUGGAGAACCAGUUUCUCGUUUCUAUGUAAAAUGAGCGCCAGUGCUGGAACAGGAGUUCUUGAUCCUUGCAUAUGCCGUGUUUCUGUCAGAAAGGAACUGAAAGGUGGGAAGACUUAUGCAAAGCUGGGCUUUGCUGAUCUGAACCUGGCUGAGUUUGCAGGAUCUGGGAGCACCACACGCCGCUGUUUACUGGAGGGCUAUGACACCAAGAAUACCAGGCAGGACAAUUCCAUUUUGAAGGUGAUCAUCUGUACUCACCUUAUGUCUGGAGAUCCUUGUUUCAAAACACCUCCAUCCACAGCUACAGUGAUUGGGAUCCAGGGGGAUGGAGAGAGUCUGCUGGAAGAGCGAAGAGGUGGAGACACCCAGAAACCCUUUCUGGGGCUCUCGGAAACCACAGGCAAGGGUGGCUCUCUGCCAGAGGAGCUGGGGGUGGGUGGUCAUUCCCGAACCUCCAGCUAUGCUAGUCAGCAGUCUAAAGUAUCAGGCUAUAGCACGGGUCACUCGCGCUCCUCCAGCCUAUCAGAGUUCACCCAUAAAAGGAACACAUCAGUUGGUAGCGCAUCCACAGGCAUUGCUAGCAUCCCUGAGCCUAGUGAGGAGAGCCUGAGCUCCACAGCACUUGCUGCUGCUACCCUCGGAGCCUGUAGCACCCUGUCAUUAAAUCCUGCGACACCAGAACGAACUUCUUGCAGGCACCCAAUGAAGCAGGACUCGAUGGAAUCUCAGCUGAAACGAGUGGAUGCCACUAGAGUUGAUGCUGAUGAUGUGGUGGAGAAAAUCCUACAGAGCCAAGACUUUACUCCUGGCAUGUUUGACUCUAGCACUGAAGAGGAGGGUCUUCGUUUAUUUGUGGGUCCUGGAGGAAGCACAGCACUUGGCAGCCAUCAUCUACCCGCAAGGGUUGGUGCUGGUGCCUACGAACAAGUGGUGAUCAAGCGCUAGUGCUGUAAGGUGCCAAGUAGAGAGGUGCCACAAACCAAAGUCAUGGAGAGAGGAGAGGGGGGGUUCUUCAAUCUCGCUUUUUUCCUGCAGUGUGGUUUUUUCCCCAUCCAUUCACUGCUGGUGGAGCUGGUGAAGAUUUUCAAAGAGCAGCUUCUGCCAUCAUUGUGGAGGCGUUGGCUCCUCUGAGACCUGGGGUAACUUAACUUUCCAAUCCCGACACUCCCUGCUUUCCUCUUUGACUUGCCUAUAAAACAUUCAACAAAGGAAGGAAACUGGCCUUACCUGUUGGAAGAGGAAAUGAUCCUCGCAGUGUUUUGCUUGGUUGGUGGUUCCAGGCUUUUGUCAGCUUUGUGGUGAGAAUAUUAGCUCAUCAUUUGGAUCUUGUGUAUUCAGGGGUAUAGGUUCCAUUAUUUAAAGUUUUAAUAUAUGGACAUAUUUAGGUGAGCCAUGCAUCAGUAUAUCAGUAUUUGUGUGUGUGGAUGGGAAUUUUGGAUGCAGUGUUGCAGCAUUCAAAAAGGUCACCACCAAUGUGUAGCACUUCCUUGUGCUGAUCUUAUGACACAAUAAGGGGAAAUUGAACAAACUAGCUGGAAUUGGGCAGACAGUCUGACAGUAGAGAAGAGAAUACUUACUGAACAAAGCUUCACCUUUACAUUUAUAUAAAAGAGUAAUUCGUUCUGAAAGCACUUAAUAUUAUAAUAGAUAGAAUAGUUGUCAGUUUUCGUAUGCUGUAGUUUGUCAGAUUUGGACAUUAGUUUAUCUUCUUAGUUUGUCAGACAUGGUUUGUUUUCAGCUGCUCUGUUGUUAUUGGUUGUCAGUGUGCAGUUCAGUUUAAGUCUAAAUGUUUAACAAUUGUUUGCACAUCAGCCAUUACAAGUAUUGUCUCACUCCUUCAGCAUAGCAACAACUGGGCCAAAGUUACUCAGACACUGCCAUUUCAAAAACUGGACUGUGUAUUCAAGCAGUUUGACCUUUCAGUUAUAAUUGUUCCAUGUUCACAUUAUGGCUCCACUGAUCCCUGAGAGCUGAGAUAUGACUGAGAGCCAAAGGAAAGGAAUUCACAAUAGUUUAUUCUAGUGAAUUAUAGCCUUUGCAGCUGUGAAAGCAGUUUUCAUUGUUUUACAUUUUAUUUGAGGUGCUAGAGAAAUGUAGUCCGACAUGACCAUCUUUUACCUAACUUGUACUAUGUACAUUUAUUGCGGUCCUCAUUUUUUUUAUAUCAGAAAUGCUACAAACUCCAUACUAAUGUCUAUGAAAUGUUUGGGCAUAUCAGAUUCUGAUGUAUUGUGGCACCAAAAGAAUUUUGAAAUACUUGUUUGUAUGUACUUAUUCUGUUUUUUUUGUCUGCUGGUGUAAACAUGAACCAGGUUCUCUAUGGUUAUAUUUAUGUGCCAUAUUAAAAGCCAUAUGUUUUAUGAAGUGAGCCCACUUCUUGUGUAUGUGUUUUGAAACAGGACUAGCCAUGUAGAGCUAGAUUUCAGACCUAUCAAAAGCAUAGGUCAUGGGUACGUUCAAUAUCUCUUGGGUAUAAAUGGCUGUAAUAACUGAUUACAUUGCAUCUGUCAUAUCAUGGCCAUCAUAUCAGAAGCCUGGUGAAAUGGAUAGAGUUAAGCCAGGGCCCUACACCAUUACAAAACAUCAGUAUUGUGUUUUAUAACACGGACCAGUAGGUUUCCAUAGAGCAGUGUUUCAUGCAAUAUCUCUUUACAGUGUACAAUAACAGGAUCCCUAAAUAUCUGACUAGUUGACAUUUUUUGUGUAACCUUGUGUUGUAGUAAACACCAUGGUGUUUUUUUUUAAAUCUCUUCUGUGAAGCUUUUGCUCCUUGUACUAUACUACUGUACGUGUCAUGAUGUAACGGUGACGAUGCUUUUUACUGUUCUGCAUUGCUAUUGUGAUCUUCAGCUCCUUUUAACCAAUGCUGAUCAUGUGUACCGCACACUGUUAAAUAAACACAGUACAAAACCUUGA
Molecule: messenger RNA, 3328 nt
Organism: Hemibagrus wyckioides
Lineage: Eukaryota; Metazoa; Chordata; Actinopteri; Siluriformes; Bagridae
Gene: eeig2b
Product: family with sequence similarity 102 member Bb
Exons: 11
Coding region: 251-1357 (368 amino acids)
Source: RefSeq, a predicted model, not a curated record